AUGGCAUUGUCACCCGGAGGCAUCGUCCCGGCUCAGCUGGGCUUCCUUGCCAUCUUCAACCCGUCCCUGGGGCACACGGAUGAGACGCUUGACGACCAAAUAGUCUACUAUGCCUCGGUGAGCACCCAGCGACAGAAGCGCCGUCACCGCUCCCGUACCAAGCCCACCGAGAACCUUUCUCAAGAAGAACGCAAUGAGCGUCUCCGCCAGAUCGGCCUCGCCCAGGGCAUGGUCGAGUUCAGUAGGAGUUUUUCCGGCGGCCAGCCCGUCGACUCCAUCGACACUGAGAAGUCGCGUGUGAUCCUCCACGAGCUGGAGCAAGGUUGGUGGAUCCUUGCGACCGGGAAGACUCAAGACUCCCCAGAAGAGGUCGUUGAGUUUUCAUCUAAGGAAGUCAAGCCCUCGUCUCUUCUGUUGCAGGACAUACUGCGUGCUCACUCCAUCUUCCUGCUUCACCAUGGCACCUCGCUCAGCGCUCUGUUUGUCCGUUCUCGGAGGACCAAGUUCCUCAGCCUUCUUGGUCGGUAUUGGGACCUGUUCUUGUCAACAUGGAACGUCAUGCUGCAGGGCAACCCGGUACGGACCAUGUUCGGCGGCAUCAACAUAGCCGCUUCCGGCGAACUGGGCAUCGGCGUCGGUGAAGAAGACCGGGGCAGCGGAGAACGAGAAGUGUUGGAAGGUCUUGUCAGCAGAGUUGAGGGCCUUGUCGACCUUGUCGUCUGCAAGUUUGGCUCUUUCGAUGCCGACGGCGAGCCCAAAAAUGGCAAGGAGCCAAAGAGGCCGUGGUUGGGCACAGGCCAGGAUCCAGGGCCCGAAGACGGUGCCAUUUUCCUGGGAACAGGAGCUUUGUCUCGGAAGUCGGUCAGAGAUGUGGCACAGUGGAUGGAGGACUUGUACACUUGGGGCGAAAACGCUUACGGUGUAAUCGAGAGUCCGAUGUCUCUGCGCGCCGCACGACGUCCGCGGAAGGCUGCGCCGGCUCCGGAGACAAAGCCAUCGCAAAACCCGGACGUUCCUGCACGACCUCCAGUUCGGCCAAACGGCCAUCAUUCUGACUCUGGUUCCGGGUCUGGAAGUUCUGGGUCUACGAGAACGCUUGCGGAGCGGCGUGGCCAGGAGAUUGGCACCGUAAAGGAAGCCAAACAGCCAGGGCCCAGCAAGGAGAACACCGCAACUUCCGCCGCCCCUGCAGCGCAGGAAGAGGGAGAUGGGCACAUGGACAAGCUCAUGACGUACAUGAAGCUUGGUUACGGCACAUACUGGUCGAUUGGCAAGUCGGAUACAUCAUCACCUGCCGACAAAAACCAACUGUCCGCCGUUGCCGCCUUGCAAAGUGGAGAGUCCUCCCAUCACACCUCCUCUACGGCACCAAAACCUAAACGGAUGGAUGACGAUGUAGGCCAAUACCUCAUCGGUCUGAUAGGUGACGUUGAGGAGGGCAGUAACAGCGAACGCGAAGAUAGCAAGGACUCUGAUGAGGCGGCCGAGGUUGAGUCGAACUCUCGGACCUUGCUUCGCACCAUUCAUGUCGAGCUCGAAAAGACGGGAACUGACCGCCUCGAAGCAGACGUCGUAAAGGACCUCGGCAGCCUAACAAACGAAGUGACCCCUCUCGGGAUCACUGCCGUGAGCUCGAACCCACUGUUCGGGAACCAGGACUUCAACAAGGCGAGCAAGCUGCGCGUUGUUGUUUAUGUGAACAAGCCAUUCAUCUUUACCUUUCUCUUCGAGCUGAGGACCGACUCGCUGGCUUGGGACUCAUUCUACAAAUCGCUGCAUCACCAGCUGGCGCCUCUCCGAAAACCCCUGCUCUCUUCUAUCCAGUACAGGCCAGCAAAACCAGAUGUGGGUUCUGCAGCGUCAAACAUCUACGACCUCAUCUGGGAUUCCGAGGCCAUGACCGUGUUCUCGAGCAUACCCAACAUACCCGAUCACGCGCAAAUGUUUCAGUCAAACGCGCAAUUGCCGUGGUCGCGUGUCGAGGCGAUGAACACGCACAUGCAGCUUCUCAACAUAUUCAACAUCACGCGGCCGGAGAUCAACCAGCUGGAGCGGACUUGCAAAACAAACCGCGGGUGGUGGGUCGUGUGGCAGCGCAUCUUGGACCGACACACGAACGGGGCCGCAGCAAACCGAUACCCGGAGAACGAAGACGACGACGACAACGACGACACGCCAACGUCGGAGAGCGAGGUUUCGCUGGCCACGAGUGGCGACGGCUCGAGCAUACAGAGGCCGUCUCCGCCCCCUUUGCCUAGCCCGACGGUCAGCAAGGAGAUUUUCCUGAUCCGCAGGGCCAGCGACCACGCAGGCUACCGUGGCAUAAGCUCGUCGUACGCCGAGGGCGGCGGAUCGGGAGCGGGAGCGGGGUGGGGCGACGGCGCGGGCCGUCUGGCCUCGGGGAUCGGCAUCGAUACGCGCAAGUAUAUCGAGGGGCUACUGAACUUUAGUCGGUAG
This is a messenger RNA of Colletotrichum spaethianum, 2457 nucleotides long. RefSeq names its product vacuolar fusion protein MON1. Gene Ontology annotation, biological process: vesicle-mediated transport. The coding region runs from base 1 to 2457 and encodes 818 amino acids. Gene Ontology annotation, cellular component: intracellular membrane-bounded organelle; Mon1-Ccz1 complex. The transcript has 2 exons. The record is from RefSeq and is a predicted model, not a curated record. NCBI's taxonomy places the organism in Eukaryota, Fungi, Ascomycota, Sordariomycetes, Glomerellales, Glomerellaceae.